Messenger RNA from Musca vetustissima, 1170 nucleotides. RefSeq lists its product as uncharacterized. The record is from RefSeq and is a predicted model, not a curated record. Lineage: Eukaryota; Metazoa; Arthropoda; Insecta; Diptera; Muscidae. The transcript is spliced from 5 exons. Gene Ontology annotation, molecular function: calcium ion binding. Bases 25 to 1170 code for a protein of 381 amino acids.
ACGUUAACCAAAAAAGAUUUUAGAAUGGUCAAUACGCAAGAGCGCAGCAACAAGAGUGCAAAUGUUAAUGAAAUUGAACAGUUGAAGAAGGGUUCGUCGAAUUCCAGCAGCAGUGUAGGUUCCUCGUCGUCCUCCUCCUCCUCGUCCACAUCGUCUUCAUCCAUAUCGACAUCAUCCAGUUCAUCAUUGUCCAAUGUUGGAUCUGCAUCAUUGUCACAGCCAUCGUCACCAGCUAUCUCUGCUGCGCCUGUAAAAUCAUCGGCUUACACAAAUUCAAAUACCUCAGCCAAUUUUGUUGCUAAGAAUGCAUCAGCACAUGCUGCUGCCGCUACAGCUACAGCAGCACAAUCCCAUCACAAAUUGAUACCCAUACAGAGUGUGCUAAAUACAAAUUCAGUUGCCGAUCAAUCACAACAGCAGCAAACGCAACAGCCACCACAACAACAACAUUUGCACCAUAACAAUCAUAAUACCACCUAUCAUAACUCGGCCUAUAAUCACCAUUCAUCAUCCAACAAUUUACAGUUUCCCCAAAGUGGUGGUGGCGGCAGCAGUGGUACUGCCACUCAUCUCAAUGUUCCCAACACAACCUUGCAAAAUUUCUUGUCUGGUGCGGCAACACAUGCCCAAUUGCCAACCGAACUACCACACGAGGAUGAAGAACGUUUGGGUAAUCUUUUCAAACAACUCGAUCGUGAUGGUAACGGUCGCAUCGAUAUACAUGAUCUGUCGGAGGCAUUACGAGAAUUUGGUCUGUCAAGUGUAUAUGCUGAGAAAUUCUUGGAACACUCUGAUAAAACACAAAGUGGCGAUGUGGGUCUUGCUGAAUUUGUACAUUAUGUUCGAGAACAUGAGAAAAAUUUACGUUUGCAAUUUUCACACUUGGACAAAAAUCGAGAUGGCAAAGUCGAUUUGGAGGAGUUGAUAUCGGCAUUUAUGGACUUAGGAAUCGAAGUAGACAUGGAAGAAGCCAAACAUUUACUUUCCAGAAUGGAUCAGGAUGGUAGCUUAAAUAUUAGCUAUAAUGAAUGGAGAGAUUUUUUAUUGUUGGCACCCUCUUCCGAUAUACACGAUUUAAUUAAAUUUUGGCGGCAUUCUACUAACGAAAGACGUCGUGGUUGUCGUCGUUUUCGUCAAAAUAUAACGUCAAGCCCACAAGACAAAACAUAG